Messenger RNA from Meriones unguiculatus (Mongolian gerbil), 5750 nucleotides. RefSeq names its product kinesin family member 15 (gene Kif15). Gene Ontology annotation, biological process: microtubule-based movement. Gene Ontology annotation, molecular function: microtubule binding; ATP binding; microtubule motor activity. Bases 1037 to 4951 code for a protein of 1304 amino acids. The record is from RefSeq and is a predicted model, not a curated record. The transcript has 35 exons. Lineage: Eukaryota; Metazoa; Chordata; Mammalia; Rodentia; Muridae.
GACGGCGGCCCGUGCACCCGCCACCCGCCGCUGCCUUACACAGACCUGACUUUCUGGAAGGAAAGCGAUCUGCGUCCCCCCCGGGCGCGUGCCCGCAGAGAGGAGGGAAUUAAAGCGAACGGCAACCGUCUCCUUACAAUAGUCACCACUCUUCAUCCCCCACUUCUUUAAUUCCUGGAACCAGAAUUUCAUCGUUGUACGAAGCCUUACAGCUAACUGUGCUCUGUAAAUAAGUAUACUAACACAUUAGCUAAUAAUAAAAUACCGCAGUUGUGGGAACAUACUGUAAUAACAGCUACUUGUAAGCGGUCUUUGACGUAGUAUCUUAUGUACUUCUCUUUCCCUUUGUCAUACGAGAUGCUACGGUGUCUACUGAGAGAAAUGCUAUAGGCGAUGUGACAGUUCCCAAAACUCACUUGCACACAAGCAUUGUGAUACAGCCAGUUGUUCUGAUAACAUGGCUGAAACUGUUAACAUUUCUUUUUGUGAUUCCUUUUAACUUGAAAACUUGUGCACACGUGAAUAUUAAUAUCUGAUCCCUUAAGGAGCUCUCCGUUGUGACCCAGCGCUUGCUGUCUUCAUGAACUUCUCCAACUUCCCCGCCCCGUCCCCUCGGAUUCUAGCUGCGUUACUUUCCCAAACUGAACCGUUUUUUUUUUCUCUCUCUCUCUAUUUGGGCUCUCCCAGCCUUUACCGGGCUUGUGAUCCGAGGGCUCACCGCCUUUGUUUCCUUCUCUCAGGAUCACUUUACUAUGCUGUCUCUUGUCCAGCGUCUGAGAAAUGGUUGCUUAUUUUUGGUCCAGUUUCAUAGUUACUAAAGACAGCUGAGUUACGGAAUGUGACAAAUUCUCAUUCUAACCAGCCAAGCAACGAAGGUGAUGCCAUCAAGGUUUUUGUGCGAAUCCGUCCUCCUGCAGAGGGCGCUAGAUCCGCAGACGGAGAGCAGAGCUUGUGCCUCUCCGUGCUCUCCCACACUGCUCUCCGGCUGCACUCCAACCCAGACCCCAAGACCUUCGUGUUUGACUAUGUUGCGGGCAUGGAUACCACUCAGGAGUCUGUGUUCUCAACAGUGGCUAAAAGCAUUGUGGAGUCGUGCAUGAGCGGUUAUAAUGGGACCAUCUUUGCGUAUGGGCAGACUGGCUCAGGGAAGACAUUUACUAUGAUGGGACCAUCAGACUCUGAUAAUUUUUCUCAUAAUCUGAGAGGAGUAAUUCCACGAAGUUUUGAAUAUUUGUUUUCCUUAAUUGAUCGUGAAAAAGAAAAGGCUGGGGCCGGGAAGAGCUUCCUCUGUAAGUGCUCCUUUAUUGAGGUCUACAAUGAGCAGAUCUAUGACUUGCUGGACUCAGCAUCCGUUGGACUGUACUUAAGGGAGCACAUAAAGAAGGGAGUCUUUGUGGUUGGUGCAGUGGAGCAGGUUGUGACCUCAGCUGCUGAAGCCUAUCAGGUCCUAUCUAGAGGGUGGAGGAACAGGCGUGUGGCAUCAACAUCCAUGAACAGAGAGUCCUCUAGGUCACAUGCAGUCUUUACAAUUACUAUAGAAUCAAUGGAGAAGAGCAGCGAGACCGUGAACAUUCGAACCUCCUUACUCAACCUGGUGGAUUUGGCAGGGUCUGAGAGGCAAAAAGAUACCCAUGCAGAAGGAAUGAGGUUGAAGGAAGCAGGUAACAUCAACCGGUCACUGAGUUGCCUGGGCCAGGUCAUCAUGGCACUUGUUGACGUGGGCAAUGGGAAACAGAGGCACAUCUGCUACAGAGACUCCAAGCUUACCUUCCUCCUUCGGGACUCCCUUGGUGGUAAUGCCAAAACAGCCAUAAUUGCAAAUGUUCAUCCAGGAUCCAGGUGUUUUGGGGAAACACUGUCAACACUUAAUUUUGCUCAGAGAGCCAAGCUGAUAAAAAACAAGGCUGUGGUGAAUGAAGACACCCAAGGAAAUGUCAGCCAGCUGCAAGCUGAAGUGAAGAGGCUCAAAGAACAACUGUCUCAACUUACUUCUGGGCACAUAACCGAAAGCUUACUGGCCAAAGACAAAGAGAAGACUGAUUACGCAGAACAUUUCCUGGAAGCAAUGUUAUUCUUUAAGAAAUCUGAACAGGAAAAGAAGUCUCUGGUAGAAAAAAUUACCCAACUAGAAGACCUCACCCUCAAAAAGGAAAAAUUUAUUCAGUCUAAUAAAAUGAUUGUGAAGUUCCGAGAGGACCAAAUAAUGCGUCUAGAGAGGCUCCAGAAGGAGGCACGAGGAAGCUUCCUGCCCGAGGAGCAGGACCGUCUGCUGUCAGAACUGAGGGACGAGAUUCAGACUCUUCGAGAACACGUGGAGCAUCACCCCAGACUUGCAAAAUAUGCUAUGGAAAAUCACUCCCUCAGGGAAGAGAAUAGAAGACUAAAAUUACUAGAGCCUGUGAAAAGAGCCCACGAAAUAGAUGCCCAGUCUAUUGCAAGACUAGAAAAGGCUUUCUCUGAAAUGUCUAUCGCAGAGAAAAAUGACAAAGGUCUGCAAGGAUUUUCUCCUACAGCACUGGAAGAAUCAAGUUUCUUCAUGAACAGUGAGAAAUUAAAAGCACAACUCUUGCAGAUCCAAACAGAGCUGAAUAACUCAAAGCAAGAAUACGAAGAGUUCAAAGCACUAACUCGGAAAAAGCAGCUAGAAUUAGAAUCAGAGCUUCAGUCUUUGCGAAAAGCAAACCUCAAUCUUGAAAAUCUUUUGGAAGCAACAAAAGCCUGCAAACGCCAGGAAGUUUCUCAGCUGAAUAAAAUACAUGCUGAAACACUUAAGAUAAUUACAACUCCGACCAAGACUUAUCAACUCUGUCCUAGACUGGUACCAAAAUCAAGCCCUGAGUUGGGAAGCUUUGGCUUUCUGCACACACAGAGGUCUAGCAUGUUAGAUAAUGACAUAUUAAAUGAGCCAGUGCCACCUGAAAUGAGUGAGCAAGCAUUGGAGGCCGUUUCUGAAGAGCUUCGAACUGUGCAGGAGCAACUGAGUGUUCUUCAAGUCAAGCUGGAUGAAGAAGAACGUAAAAACCUGAAACUUCAACAGAACGUUGACAGACUAGAGCACCAUUCUACACAAAUGCAGGAGCUUUUCUCAUCAGAGAGAAGUGACUGGGCCACACAGCAGCGAGAGCGCCUCGCGCAGUCGCGGGAUCUGGAAAAGCAGCUUCAGGACGCUCAGACCCAGAAUGAUUUUUUGAAAUGUGAGGUGCAUGACCUUCGAAUUGUUCUUAAUUCUGCUGACAAAGAACUUUCUUUGGUGAAACUGGAGUACAGCACAUUCAAAGAGAAUCAAGAGAAAGAACUAAGCCAGCUUUCUGAGAAAUAUGUGCAGGUGCAGCUUCAGCUGGACAAUGCCAGAUUAGAAAAUGAAAAGCUUCUUGAGAGCCAAGCCUGCCUACAGGAUUCCUACGAUAACUUACAAGAAGUGAUGAAAUUUGAAACUGACCAACUUUCCAAAAGCCUCCAAAACUCCAAACAAGAGAAUGAAACUUUGAAGUCUGACCUGCACAAUUUGGUGGAGCUUUUUGAGGCAGAAAAAGAGCGCAACAGCAAAUUAUCGUUGCAGUUUGAAGAAGAUAAAGAAAAAGAAAUCGUAAAGGUUCUUGAGGCUGUGAGUCAAGAGAAACAGAAGGAGAUGGCCAAGUGUGAGCAGCAGAUGGCAAAAGUACAGAAACUAGAAGAAAGCUUGCUUGCUACUGAAAAUGUUAUCAGUUCUCUGGAAAAGUCUAGAGCUUCUGACAAGGAACUUGUCACCAACCUCAUGAACCAAAUCCAAGAGUUAAGAACAUCAGCUGGUGAAAAAGCAGAAACCAUAGAUACCCUGAAACAAGAGCUACAAGACAUAAAUUGCAAAUACAAUGCUGCUGUGGCUGACAAAGACGAGAGCAAAGAACUGAUCAGCAGACAGGAAGCGGAUAUCCUGAAGCUGAAAGAGACUCUCAGACUGAGAAUCCUCUCAGAGGACAUCGAGAGGGAUAUGCUUUGUGAAGAUUUGGCCCAUGCCACUGAGCAGCUGAACAUGCUCACAGAGGCCUCAAAAAAGCACUCUGGACUCCUGCAGUGUGCCCAAGAAGAGCUAACCAAGAAGGAGGCCCUGAUCCAGGAGCUUCAGUACAAGUUAAACCAAAAGAAAGAGGAGGUGGAGCAGAAGAAGAAUGAAUAUAACCUUAAAAUGAGGCAGCUGGAGCAUGUGAUGGACUCUGCUAAGGAGUAUCCUCAGAGUCCCAAAACACCGCCCCAUUUUCAACCUCAUUUGGCAAAACUCCUGGAAACACAAGAACAAGAGAUAGAAGACGGAAAGGCCUCGAAGACUUCUUUGCAACACCUUGUAACGAAGCUAGAUGAAGACAGAGAGGUCAAAAAUGCUGAAAUCCUCAGACUGAAGGAUCAGUUGUGUGAAAUGGAAAAUCUGCGCCUGGAAUCUCAGCAAUUAAGAGAGAAAAACUGGCUCCUGCAAAGUCAGCUGGAUGAUGUUAAAAGUCAGAAGGAUAGUGGAAAUGAGAGUCAACAGCUGAAGAACGCACGCGAAGAGGAGCUUGUCAAAGAGAGACUCGCUAAAAAUAAACUCACUGAAGAAAUGCUGAAAAUGAAAACAGAGCUAGAAGAAGUCCAAAGUGCACUUCACAGCAAGGAGAAGAUCUGCCACAGGAUGAGCGAGGAAGUUGAGCGAACCAGAAAAUUGGAGUCUAGAGCAUUUCAGGAAAAGGAACAAAUGCGGUCAAAAUUGGAAGAAAUGUAUGAAGAGAGAGAAAGAACCCUCCAGGAAAUGGAAAUGUUGAGAAAGCAACUAGAGUAUCUUGCUGAGGAAAAUGGAAAAUUGAUCGGUCAUCAAAACCUCCACCAGAAGAUUCAAUACGUAGUCCGGCUGAAGAAGGAAAAUAUCAGGCUUACUGAGGAGACAGAAAAGUUGCGCGCUGAAAAUGUAUUUUUGAAAGAGAAGAAAAAGAAUGAAUGCUAAAGAUCCCAGCCUGAUGGGGUGAUCUUUUUGUGUACUAUGUAAAGGUUGCCUUUGUAUUAUUCACAUGCUGAUUUCUGAACCAGCAGAGAGCUGGUUACAGAUCAGACUUUGGAUUGUUAUUUUUUGGCUGUAUCAUAUUUUGUAAACACUCCCUCUGGCACCUUCUGGUCGGUUUAUUAAAAACCUGAAUGGCCAAUAGCUGAGGCAAGACAGGGAGGCAGGACUUCGGGGCAGAGAUAGGAACUCUGGAAGAGAGUCAGGCUUGGGGUGCCAGAACUAAGAGAGGAGCCACGCGGCAGAACAGAGGUUACUGUAACCAGGUUACAUUAAGAGCUAGUUGGGAACAAGUUUAUAUUAAUAAAAAGUCUCUGUCAUUAUUUGGGAACUGCCAUACCAAAAAAAAAAAAAAAAAAAGUCCCAUUUUACCAGCCACAGCUCCUUACACAUCACCUUGCUAGAUUGGUUCUUUCAAGGUUGCUGCGUUUGCCCUCGUUGUAGUGCCAAACUACAAGGCCUCAGCACUGACCAUGGUGUGUAGUAAUCCUAAGUGCUGUGAUGGAUAUUUUACAUGCAAACACUGUUAAGUGGGAAGCAACGCAUUUCAAGUCACUUGUGAAUUCUGGAAGACCACAGUUGUGGUCCCCGUGAAUGCUGGUCCAUAGAUUGUCCUUUGAUAAACUUGAUUGUGAAUUUGAUGGCUGAUUUUGUAGCAAACUUGUUCAUACAGGUUUAUUUAUAACUAUUGUCAUGAGUAUUUUCUACAUGUCCAGUUUUUCAAAUAAAAUCUUUUAAAAGCCAA